Molecule: messenger RNA, 2553 nt
Organism: Fomitopsis serialis
Lineage: Eukaryota; Fungi; Basidiomycota; Agaricomycetes; Polyporales; Fomitopsidaceae
Product: chromatin assembly factor 1 subunit A-domain-containing protein
Exons: 11
Coding region: 34-2391 (785 amino acids)
Biological process (GO): nucleosome assembly
Cellular component (GO): nucleus; CAF-1 complex
Source: RefSeq, a predicted model, not a curated record
ACACCCCAUACUGAACGAGCUCUGCGUUGCGAGAUGUCCACCUCAGACCCCCAGCCAUCCGUGGUGGACCUCGCAGACGCGGCCGAGAAAUCCAACAAGACAAGAUUAGUCGAUCUCAAAAAUGGGAAGCUUGUGUUGAGACAGAAACUGCUGUCUCUGGAGAAGAUGUCGGAAACUAUGCAAGACACCGUCAAAUUCCGAGAAUUUAUCGAGGCUCGAGUGCAACACCAGGAAGAGGCAUUAUCUAAAAUACCAGACGAUCACCUACCCCUCAUCGUUAAAUUAGUUCAUGAGAGCGACAAGACUGUUCACGCACUGGCAAAGCACAUUCAAGGCGAGUUGUUACCAGUGCAUGACGCUGAUGAUAUCAUCCUCGACCCUUCGUCCGUCCUUCCUCUCGAUGUCAUUGAACAAGCAAUCAAGGCUGUGGCCACAAGGAAUGACUACGGGCUGGAGAGCACAGCUGGAUCGGGAAAGGUCCCGGCUGCGCUGCACAUCUGGAGAUGGGAGGCGAAAGAUAAACAUAUGGACUGGCUUCCUAGGGCAGCCAUGGAGAAGCUCGAAACUCGGCUGGCAGAACGGCGUCAAGCGAAGCAAGACGUCCAGGAACUAUUUGAUGCGCUACCGGAGGAUGUUCGCAGCGGGUUGCUCGGCGUCAAGAGCACCACGAGGACACCUUUGAAGACGAAGCCCAGCAUGCAGAGCACGGACGACAUUACUAGUCCGGACCAAAGCGAGUCUGGUACAAAGGGUCAAUCGCAAACACCGGAGGUUGACGGGGAUAAAGUCGGCACCUCCAAAGGCUCUGGUAGAUCUAAGAAGCCAGCGGAUCCGGAGAAAGCUGCAAGGGAGAGGGAGAAGCUUGAAAAGAAGGCUGCAAAGGCAGAGAGAGAAAAGAGAGAACAGGAGGCGCAAAGCAAGUCGCGGUCCAUUAUGGCGAAUUUCUUCGGGAAAGGGAAGGCCACCCCUACGAAGCGGUCUGAUUCGUCCACAUCUGCGAAAGCGGGCAACUCGGAGGUAGCGGGCCCGUCAACGACUCGAUCAGACUUUGCCAAGACGUUCAAGCCGUUUGUAUUGAAAAAGGGCUCGGAGAUUGCUCCUGUGAAUUGGUUUGAACAGGCGCGAAGACGACAAUGCGCCAGCAAGACAAGGACCGAAGGCGAUGUGAUUGUGCUAGACGAUGUAGAGGAAGACGCACUUGAUGCGGUGCCCCCGCCAAACAUUAACAUUGGUCAGAUGGAUGCAAGCGAACGGUUGCACGAUAUUCUGUCUCAACCUCAAACCUCCCUUUGCCCUAUCCCCCGUCGUCGGCAACCCCGAUCUCACCUCAAGUCCUACACCCCGUGUUCCGUCCGGUUUAUCAUGACUGAGCUUACUGAGGCGGAAGUGACAGGCGAUGAUGACAGGGUCCGCGCACUGCUGGCGGUGCUGCGCAACCGACGGACGAUUCCCGCAAAGGUACUCAUCUUCACCGAGGACGCCCGCCCAGGCUACUUUGGGACAUGGACUCGCAGCUCGCGGGAAAUCGGGCCCCGCGCACCCUUUGGCAGAGACGUACUCGCUUUGGACUACAGCUACGACAGCGCGGAGGAAUGGGAAGGCGAGGAAGAGAACGGGGGCGAUGACGUCGUCGAGGAUGCAGACGAUGAAGAGGUGGGUGAGGGUGAAGGCGAGGACUCCGACUUGGACGACUGGUUGGUGGACGAUGACGAGGUGGAGGACCCGGGUACCCCAGUGGAGGAACGACGCGAUGACAGCCCGGACUUGAUGCUGGUGGACGCGCCGUACGUGCCGUCGAAACGGAAGACCACGUCAGAAGCAGGAAAGCAAGGGAAGAAGCGGAAAGUUGUCAUCCCACUAGUGCCCUUUACUAAGGGGCCAUGUUGGGAGUCGAGUGUUGGCCGGUGUAGCUAUGAGCCCUUCGAACCGUAUCGGAUUGAGCUGUUCAAUGAUACUUCCUAUCCCAUUGAUCCGUUCACAUAUGUCGCUGCCGUCCCAGAGACUUCAGCAGCAGGAGCCAAGGACCGCAGUGACUUCGCCGUACCCGCGCUUCCCUCUCGACUUGCUGUCUCCAACGCGCAAGGAACGUCUGCACCUUCCGAUGCUUCCUCGACAUCAAAUACCCCCGUAGCAGUAGGACCAAAGAAGCCCGCGCUGACACCGAAGACUAUGUUCCCCGAAGCACACCUGCCGGUACUGCUGUCCAAGAUCAACACGCUCGCAACAAGCAACCUGGCGUUCAUAGUUGAGACGGUGUACCAGGAUCUGCGUGAGCAGCGAGUGAAGAAGAACGCGAUUGAAGCAAAGGUGAAGGAGGUUGGCGAGAAGAGCAAGUCGCAGAAGAUCUGGAUUGUCAAGCCCGAAGUGAAGGCGGUUCAUGGGUUAGCUUAAGGACACGAAGGUUUGAGUUGUUGUGCUGUCGUUAUUUAUAGUGUUUCUUGUUUUCUUGUCGACUAACUUUGGUGGCCAUGGAUCCAUUCAGUACGAAUACAGCAUUAAGAGUGUACAUAUUAUACACGCGUUGGCAUUGAAUACCACUACGGCAUGACAAUC